AUGGGGGAAUUGAAUGGACUCUUCAUCUGCUUUUAUCCCCUCUUACUGAGUGCAGGAUUACUUUGCUCAAAUGUAGAACACCGCCUUUAUGAGGUUUUGUUGAAGUCCUACAAUCCAUAUAUUCGGCCUGUGAAGAAUGUGUCUGAUCCAGUCAUUCUUCAUUUUGAAGUAUCAAUGUCUCAGCUUGUUAAAGUGGAUGAAGUUAACCAGAUCAUGGAAACUAACCUGUGGUUAAAACAUCUAUGGAAUGACUACAAGUUGAAAUGGAACCCAAGUGAAUAUGGUGGUAUUGAAUUUCUUCGAAUUCCUGCCAGUCAGAUCUGGAGACCUGAUAUUGUCCUGUAUAACAAUGCAGUGGGAGCAUUCCGUGUGGAUGAUAAAGCCAAAGCAGUGGUGAAAUAUUCAGGAGACGUGACCUGGAUCCCUCCAGCAAUAUUCAAGAGUUCCUGUAAGAUAGAUGUCACCUUUUUCCCCUUUGACUACCAGAACUGUUCCUUAAAGUUUGGUUCCUGGACCUACGACAAAGCAAAUAUUGAUCUUGUGAUGAUUGGUUCUGAAAUUAACCUGAAAGAAUUCUGGGAAAGUGGAGAAUGGGUCAUUAUCAAUGCUCCAGGAUACAAGCAUGAAAUUAAGUACAACUGUUGUGUGGAAAUCUACCAGGAUAUCACGUAUUCCUUGUACAUAAAACGACUGCCAUUAUUCUAUACUAUUUAUAUAAUAAUCCCAUGCCUUCUUAUCUCCUGCUUGACUAUCUUGGUUUUCUAUUUGCCUUCUGAUUGUGGAGAGAAAGUUAACCUAUGUAUGUCUGUUCUUUUAUCUUUAACAGUCUUUCUUCUGGUUAUAACAGAAAUCAUUCCCUCUACGUCACUAGUCAUCCCGCUUAUAGGUGAAUAUCUGCUUUUUACAAUGAUAUUCGUAACCCUUUCUAUAGUUAUAACUGUAUUUGUGCUGAAUGUACACUACAGAACUCCAAAGACACAUACCAUGCCCCAGUGGGUAAAGAAGAUCUUCUUGCACUUGCUUCCAAAAAUUAUGUGUAUGACUAGGCCAGAAAAGCAAUUGUAUGCUUUGAAGCCAAAAGCAAACUUGGACAUUUGCAACAUAAAUAGUAUUAGCAGUUCUGAGAUCCGAAGCUGUCAAGACCAAUUGUAUUAUCAGGACAGUUCAUGCGCAUGUGGCCAGCUGAGGAGGCUGUACACCUCAAGAGAUUCCAGCUUAGAAUCUGUGUACAGUCUGGGUUUGCAUUCAGGUCCAGGACUAUCACCAGAGAUAAGAGAAGCCAUAGAAAAUGUACGUUUUAUUGCUGAGAACAUGAAGGCACAGGAUGAAGCCAAGGAGAUACAAGAUGAUUGGAAAUAUGUUGCAAUGGUAAUUGACCGUAUUUUCCUGUGGGUGUUUGUACUUGUCUGUAUUCUGGGAACUACUGGACUUUUCUUACAACCGUUGUUGUUUAGUGACUAAAUACUUCAGGGUUUACAGAUAUGAAAAUGUAAAAACUAACUCUGGGAGAGAUGGCUUUCCUGUAAUUUGGAGCUUUCUGGAUACCUAGGGUUGGUUUCAGAGUAUAUGUUUGUACAUACUGCAUAUAAGUUUACCUAUAAAAAUAGGUUACUUGUUCUAUGGCAAAAAUUCUGCACAUCACUCAUGCUAACCUAGUCAAAGAAAUUUUAGAAUGUACAGGUUUUUUUUAAAAUAUAAUAUAGAUAAGAUAAGACAUUAAGAUAUUAAAUACAGGUCUUAUCUGAAUAAAGAAUUCUAUACAAUAGAAAAAAAGAAUGACGUAUUCAAAGUUAUGUGGGUCUCUGUCCUAGUUGUGCCUCUGACAAUAGGCAUUUCAUGCAGAUGUCUGUGGUUCCUAAUGGUUGUUGUCUAUGAUAUUAAAAUCCUCCCAUGUCUCUAUAGUGUUUUACUCUCUUACUAGCAACCCCAUUGCUGUAAAGUUACCCCUGGAUAAAAGACAAGAGAAGAAUAAUUAGUUCUCCGAGCUGGCUGAGCUUCUUUGUUCAGUUUGG
This is a messenger RNA of Xenopus laevis (African clawed frog), 2012 nucleotides long. It is a transcript of the gene chrna3.S, whose product is annotated as neuronal acetylcholine receptor subunit alpha-3. The transcript has 6 exons. Bases 1 to 1461 code for a protein of 486 amino acids. Lineage: Eukaryota; Metazoa; Chordata; Amphibia; Anura; Pipidae. The record is from RefSeq and is a predicted model, not a curated record.